Malus domestica (apple) is the source of this 650-nucleotide messenger RNA. Its product is annotated as heavy metal-associated isoprenylated plant protein 28-like. Gene Ontology annotation, molecular function: metal ion binding. Lineage: Eukaryota; Viridiplantae; Streptophyta; Magnoliopsida; Rosales; Rosaceae. The record is from RefSeq and is a predicted model, not a curated record.
AUAUUGAGUGCAAUUGCAGUUUAGUUUCUCAUUCCAAAAGAGUUCGAGAGAGAGAGAGAGGUUCACAGAUCUAUAUAUCUCAAUAUUCUAACAUGACGAUAGUAGAGAUGAUAGUGACCAUGGAUUGUGCUGGCUGCGAGAAUAAGAUUAGGAGUUCUCUAAAAAAGCUGAAGGGAGUAGAUGCUGUAGAUGUGGACUUCAACAUGCAAAAGGUAACUGUAACGGGAUGGGCUGAUCAAGAGAAAGUUCUGAGGGCAGUGAGGAAGACUGGAAAGAGAGCUGAGCUUUGGCCUUACCCUUACAACCCUGAGUACCACAACUUUGGCCUUGACUACUAUCAACAACAUCAGCCGCUUGAUCUGAAUCAUCAUCAUAAGCAUCAUCAUAACCGUCAGAUUACCACCCACCAUCUGCCCAUCACUACCUACAUUUCAGUACCUAAAUCCUCCUCCUCAUCAUAUUCCUACAACUACUAUGAACAUGGCUCCACUAAUCAGGACACUGGCUACUAUCAACCCCCUCCUUAUUUCACCAUGUUUAAUGAGCAGGACACUGCUGUGUUCAGUGAUGACAAUCCUCAUGCUUGUUCCAUAAUGUGAAUCAAUGUGACGGUGUACCUUAAAAUAUGUACAAUUCUGGUUGUCCCGUGA